UUAGGGAAGGGCUGCUCUGAGAGUUGGGCUGUAGUAUAAAAGGCUGUGUCAGGGAGGGGAAUUUUGAGUUGACAGUAGUUCAAAAUCCUAAAGGAAAAGUUCCAUUAGCAAUUUAGGAAGAAAACAUAAAUUUUAAGGGAGGUUUUCAUUCUUAGAGCUGAGCUAUUAUGAUAAGAUCUAUAAUUUAAGAGCAAAACACAACAUUUCUGUUCCCUGACAUAAGCGUAAGAGUGACUGUCCACAUAGUGCAAAGUAUGGCCUCGGUCCUACCCGCUUCCAAAAGAUGCAUGAGAGCUGACAGAAAGGCAUACGUGGGAAAAGGUUUUGUUCAUGUUAACAAUCCUCACCUGGAUUCUCUGGAUGAAGACAUUCUUUAUCACCUGGAUUUAGGAACUAAAACGCACAACCUACCAGCAAUGUUUGGAGAUGUAAAGUUUGUCUGCGUUGGUGGGAGCCCCAACAGAAUGAAAGCCUUUGCACUGUUUAUGCAUAAGGAGCUCGAGUUGGAGGGAAGUGGAGAAGACAUAAAAGAUGUCUGUGCUGGGACAGACAGAUAUUGUAUGUACAAAACCGGGCCCGUCCUCUCCAUCAGUCACGGUAUGGGCAUCCCCUCCAUUUCUAUUAUGCUUCACGAACUCAUCAAAUUACUCCACCACGCACGAUGCUGUGAUGUCACUAUUAUCAGAAUCGGCACCUCGGGGGGAAUAGGGAUUGUGCCUGGGACUGUAGUAAUAACAGAUACAGCUGUAGACUCCUUCUUCAAGCCCCGGUUUGAACAGGUGAUCUUGGAUAACAUUGUCACCCGUAGUACGGAACUUGACAAGGAUCUGGCUGAAGAACUAUUCAGCUGUAGCAAAGAAAUCUCCAACUUCCCAACCCUCAUUGGACAUACAAUGUGUACCUAUGAUUUUUAUGAAGGUCAAGGUCGUUUAGAUGGAGCAUUGUGCUCCUUUUCCAGAGAAAAAAAGUUAGAUUACUUGAAGAGAGCAUAUAGAGCUGGCGUCAGGAAUAUUGAAAUGGAGUCGACAGUGUUUGCAGCCAUGUGUGGACUUUGUGGUCUAAAAGCUGCUGUGGUCUGUGUGACACUUCUUGACAGACUCGACUGUGACCAGAUCAACUUGCCCCAUGACAUUAUGUUAGAAUACCAGCAACGGCCUCAGCUCCUAAUCUCCAAGUUCAUCAAACAGCGGCUUGAACUUCAUGACCAGACGUCAUAAGAAGGUCUCCCAACCCUCCCCUGCAAGUUUAUAGCUCAAGUUGUAAUGUGAACAUCAUAACAUUUGUGGUAUUUACAUAUAGUUCUCAUUCACAUGUUAAAAUCAUAAUGGAGAGAUUUUAUUAAAUCCUUUCCUCUUAAAAAAGAAAAUUUAUUACUCUGGGAGGCCAAGGGGGGCAUAUUACUUGAGCUCAGGAGUUUGAGACCAGCAUGAGUAAGAGUGAGAUCCUGUCUCUACUAAAAAUAGAAAAACUGAGGCAAGAGGAUCUCUUGAGCCCAAGAGUUUGCUAUGAGCUAUGAUGCCAUGGCACUCUACCCGGAGUGACAGAGUGAGACAGUCUCAAAAAAAAAAAAAACACUUAUUAUAAAAGAAUUUAAUAAUCACAUUAAAUUAAAUUCAAAUUUCAUUUUAGAGUAAGAUAACUAAAUCAGUCUAAUAAUUAAAAUUUUAAAACUCCUGGAUUGUGACAUUUGGAGUUUCAUAUGCAGCAUUAAUUAAGCUCACAUCAAAACAGAUCAGCCAUUUGUAGAUCCAGUUACCACUCUGUUUCUGAAACCAAUCCAGAAAUUCAUGUUAGAAAGUUGUCAGACAGUUCUAGGUAUUGGACAAGUGUCAAAAAUUGAUUAUGUACAUUCAAAAUAUUUACAGACAUAAGUGUCAGUGUAAUGUAGAUCUAUAUGGGAAAGUUGCCCUUAGGGAAAUAUGAGAAUACUUUUUAAAAACUGCACAAUUUCAGCACACCACAGAAUAGGUCUAGAGGUCUACCUAUGCCUAUAUUUGUGAUUUUAUCACAGAAUAUAACAACCCUGGAUUACAUGUUAUUUUUCAGAUGAAAACCUUCAGUGAUUCAAAGAAAGGUCUUUAUUUUUCUUCAGAAGUCACAAGUGACCAAAUGGCCUUCUAGCAAUUUCUUUCUCUUUUAAAGGAAUGUAUUUUAAAGGCACUGAAAUUUUACUUCAUUUCAAUGUUAACCAAAUGGGCUGAAGAAUUAGUAACAAUGACAUUCAGAGUUGUUAGUCAGAGUUAGUCUUUUUGUGUGACUUUGAGGCAGGUCCUAUGCAGACCUGCGGCACCCCCACCUGUCUGCCCCUCUGGGAGGCGCGGGGCACACGCCAUCUGUACCAUCCUCUCUCUGCAUUGAUUCUGCCUUGGAGGUUAUCAACUUGACAUAUGUAGGAG
Nycticebus coucang (slow loris) is the source of this 2396-nucleotide messenger RNA. RefSeq names its product uridine phosphorylase 2 (gene UPP2). The record is from RefSeq and is a predicted model, not a curated record. The coding region runs from base 255 to 1217 and encodes 320 amino acids. Lineage: Eukaryota; Metazoa; Chordata; Mammalia; Primates; Lorisidae. Gene Ontology annotation, biological process: uridine catabolic process; nucleotide catabolic process. Gene Ontology annotation, molecular function: uridine phosphorylase activity. Gene Ontology annotation, cellular component: cytoplasm; cytosol. The transcript has 7 exons.